This is a messenger RNA of Camelina sativa (false flax), 1388 nucleotides long. Its product is annotated as putative F-box protein At5g15660. Gene Ontology annotation, molecular function: protein binding. The record is from RefSeq and is a predicted model, not a curated record. NCBI's taxonomy places the organism in Eukaryota, Viridiplantae, Streptophyta, Magnoliopsida, Brassicales, Brassicaceae.
AUGAGAAGAAGAUACAGCAAAAAGACCAAAACCGUGCACAAAAACAUCGUACAAACGUCGGAAGAAAGAGCCAACUUUGACCAGCUCCCUCAUGACCUAGUGAUCGAUAUUUUUGGGAGAUUGCCCCCGAAAUCUCUGGCUAGGUUUCUCACAGUAUCCAAGUUAUGGGCAACAACUAUACGCAGUCCAGAUUUCAUCAGAUCUUACCCGCGUGGAUCUUCGUGCCAACCUCGUACCCUAAUAGCUGCUGAUUUCAAUUCAUACGGAUCCAGAGGGGUUACGGGAAAUUUGCACUUCUUCAAGCGGCCGUCAUCAUCAUCGCCAAAUUCUUUUAUAUCAUGUCUGACCUGUCCGGUCAAGUAUGAUCAGCACAUGGAGUGCAAUUAUCAUCAUGUUAAUGGACUGAUAAGCGUUGGAUAUGGUCAAGAGCAAAUCGUAUUUAACCCCAUCACUGGUAAAUCCAUAACUUUACCACGUGCCAGAACAAGGAGAAAGCUGGUAAACAGUUUCUUCGGGUAUGACCGUGUUAGUGAUCAUUUCAAAGUUGUGUGCAUGACAGAAAAAAUGUAUGGCCGUCGUGAAGAACCAUCAUCGGAACAUCAAGUGUUGACGUUUACAUUGGGAGCUGAAUCAUCAGCUGUUGUAAAGAAAUCAUGGCAAAUGAUAAAUUGUAGCAUUCCUCACCGUCCUUGCUCUAAAGGUGUGUUCAUAAAUGGUGUUGUGUAUUAUGUUGCUAGAACAGGGGCAGAAAUGUCGCAUAUGAGGUUAAUGAGGUUUGCUCUGAGCCCUGGUGACAGUUUGGAUCUUUUUACUAGUUUACCUGAAGAGAUUGAAACUCCAAGUAUAUAUAAUCUCUUAUUGAUAAACUACGAAGGGAAAGUAGCCAUACCCACUAAUACUUCAUUCUAUACAUAUGAUGUGUGGGUUAUGAAUCAGGAAGGUGGAAAACAUGAAUGGUUGAAGAAGAUAACUUUCAGUAUUGAACCUUGGAAGAGUUUAUUCGACUAUUUAUACGUGAGAGGCACUACUCAUACGGGUGAGAUUAUUUUAGCACCAACGCACUAUAGUAAUGAGUUUUAUAUCUUUCAUUACAAUCCCGACAAGAAAAGUUUUAGAAAGAUUGGUAUUCAAGUAUCCGCACGCUAUAGGGUUAAGUUUCAUUAUAAACNGUUGGAUCGUUUACACAUCAGAGGCACUACUCAGACGGGCGAGUUCAUUUUGGCACCACGGUACUAUUCUGAUGAAUUUAAUGUUAUCCAUUACAAUCCCGACACGGGUAGUUUUAGAAGCACUAAGGUUGAAGUAUAUGAAGACUAUGAGUUCAAGCGUCGUGGUACAAGAGCAUUAGUUUUUUCGGAUUACGUAGAGAGUCUUAGGUUGCUGUAGGA